Colletotrichum spaethianum is the source of this 1092-nucleotide messenger RNA. RefSeq names its product protein transport protein SEC24. Gene Ontology annotation, molecular function: protein binding. The coding region runs from base 1 to 1092 and encodes 363 amino acids. NCBI's taxonomy places the organism in Eukaryota, Fungi, Ascomycota, Sordariomycetes, Glomerellales, Glomerellaceae. The transcript has 3 exons. The record is from RefSeq and is a predicted model, not a curated record.
AUGUCUUUCUUCAAGAAGCUCACCAAGGAGUUCGAGGAGCUCAAGACCUCCUUCUCCGACGACAAGCCCGCCGACAAGCCUGCCGAGAAGAAGGACGACCAGCAGCACCAGACCGGCGAACGCGGCUACGGUGAUCACUCGCAGCAGCAGCAGCAGCAGCAGUACGGCGGCUACGGCGGCGGUGCUCCCCCCUCCAACUACCCCUACCCCUCGCAGGCACAGCCUCAGUCCGGCCCGGAUCACGGGUACGGCAGCCAGCCCAGCUACGCCCAGACGCCGCCUCCAGCUCCCCAGUCCGCCGCGCCCCCCAUGGCCGCUCCUCCCGUCUCGCGCGGCUGGCUCGUCCAGUGGGACACCACCCACAACCGCUGGUUCUACGUCGACCAGAGCUCCGGCCGUUCCCAGUGGGAACACCCGUCGCCUCCUACCGGCCCCCAGGGCGGAUCCUCCUACGCCCCGCCUCCCGUCCCUCCCCACCCUUCCUCCGACACCAGAGCUUUCGGAGGCGACCAGGGCCACGGCUACGGCUCUCCCGCUCCUUCUUACGGCGGCGCUGCCCCCUAUGGUGCCCCCUCCUACGGCCAGCCCGCCUAUGGCGGUGCACCCGCUCCUUAUGGCCAGGCUCCCUACGGCCAGCAGGGCGGUACCAACCCCUACGGCGAGAAGGACAAGGAGAAGAAGAGCAACAGCAGCGGCAUGCUCCUCGGUGCCGCCGGUGGUCUCGCCGUUGGUGCUGUUGGUGGCGCCUUGAUCGCCAACGCUCUUGAUGAUUCGGAUGACGAGCGCAAGGCCGCCGCCGCACCUGCCGCCGCGCCCGCCCCUCAGCCGCAGUACGGCGGCUACCAGGACCCCUACGCCGACCCCUACGCCAACUCCAACGCGCCUCCGGCCGUCCUCCCUGCCACCGACGCGGACGGCGACUCCGUGUCGUCCAGCGACCGCGAGGAUGUUCAGGAUGCCAGGGCCGAGUAUGAGGAGGCUCUCGCUGCCGCCGCCGACUCGGACGCCAGCAGCAGCGACCACGAGCGCCUCGAGGAGGCCAGAGAAGAGUACGAGGAGACGUACGAGGAGGUAUACGGCGAUGACGACUAG